GCCGACCUUUGCGCAGAGAUCUUUGACUUGGAGCAGUUUGCCUAUAGCGACCACGUGGAGCUCGAGAGAAAAUCCACACGAAGGAAGGACCGGCCACCGCCUCCGCCUCCAGCGUCCACCUUUGGCCGGAGCGAGGCCUUGGAAGAAGAAUUGGGUUCAGAGUCAGACGGUGAAGAGAGUGAAGACGACGACGCGCUGUUGCAGCGCCUGAAGCUCGCGCAGCAAGUGGCGCCGCAGCUUUUCAGCAAGUCGCCCAGCUGA
Durusdinium trenchii is the source of this 261-nucleotide messenger RNA. The record is from the annotation of a GenBank genome assembly. Lineage: Eukaryota; Dinophyceae; Suessiales; Symbiodiniaceae.